Molecule: messenger RNA, 4269 nt
Organism: Sapajus apella (tufted capuchin)
Lineage: Eukaryota; Metazoa; Chordata; Mammalia; Primates; Cebidae
Gene: HGSNAT
Product: heparan-alpha-glucosaminide N-acetyltransferase
Exons: 19
Coding region: 44-2002 (652 amino acids)
Biological process (GO): lysosomal transport
Cellular component (GO): lysosomal membrane
Source: RefSeq, a predicted model, not a curated record
GGGGUGCGGCGGGCCGGCAGGGGCGGCCGAGCGGGCGGUGGGCAUGACGGGGGCGCGUUGGGCGCUGGCCGCGCUGCUGCUGGCGGCGUCCGUGCUGAGCGCUGCGUUGCUGGCCCCCGGCGGCACAGCGGAGCGCGACGCCCAGGGCUUGCCGCCACGAGACUUAGACAAAAAAAGACAUGUGGAUCUGAAGAUGGAUCAAGCUUUGCUACUCAUCCAUAAUGAACUUCUUGGGACCAACCUGACUCUCUACUGGAAAUCUGAAUCCUGUUAUCACUGCUUGUUUCAGGUUCUGGUAAACAUUCCUCAGAGUCCAAAAGCGGGGAAGCCUAGCAUUGCAGCCACCCCUGUCAGCACCCAGCAUGGAUCCAUUCUACAGCUGAACAACACCUUGGAAGAGAAAGAAGUUUGUAGGUUGGAAUACAAAUUUGGAGAAUUUGGGAACUAUUCUCUCUUGGUAAAGUACAUCCAUAAUGGAGUUAGUGAAAUUGCCUGUGACCUGGCUGUGAACGAGGAUCCAGUUGACAGUAACCUUCCUGUGAGCAUUGCAUUCCUUAUUGGUCUCGCUCUCAUCAUUGUGAUAUCCUUUCUGAGGCUCUUGUUGAGAUACAACAAUAUUGAAAUUAGGCCAAUUAAUUACCCUACAGUGGCUUCUAAUUUGGAUGACUUUAAUAAUUGGAUUUCUAAGGCCAUAAGUUCUCGAGAAACUGAUCGCCUCAUCAAUUCUGAGCUGGGAUCUCCUAGCAGGACAGACCCUCUUGAUGGUGAUGUCCAGCCAGCAGUGUGGCGUCCGUCUGCCCCGCCGCUCCGCCUCCGCAGCGUGGACACCUUCAGAGGGAUUGCUCUCAUACUCAUGGUUUUCGUCAAUUAUGGAGGAGGAAAAUAUUGGUAUUUCAAACACGCAAGUUGGAAUGGGCUGACGGUGGCUGACCUCGUGUUCCCAUGGUUUGUAUUUAUUAUGGGAACUUCUAUUUUUCUAUCAAUGACUUCUAUACUGCAACGGGGAUGUUCAAAAUUCAGAUUGCUGGGGAAGAUUGCAUGGAGGAGUUUCCUAUUAAUCUGCGUAGGAAUUAUCAUUGUGAAUCCCAAUUAUUGCCUUGGUCCAUUGUCCUGGGACAAGGUGCGCAUUCCUGGUGUGCUGCAGCGCUUGGGAGUUACUUACUUUGUGGUCGCUGUGUUGGAGCUCCUCUUUGCUAAACCCGUGCCUGAACAUUGUGCUUUGGAGAGGAGCUGCCUUUCUCUUCGAGACAUCACGUCCAGCUGGCCCCAGUGGCUGCUCAUCCUGGCGCUGGAAGGCCUGUGGCUGGGCUUGACAUUCCUCCUGCCAGUCCCUGGGUGCCCUACUGGUUAUCUUGGUCCUGGGGGCAUUGGAGAUUUUGGCAAUUAUCCAAACUGUACUGGAGGAGCUGCGGGCUACAUCGACCGCCUGCUGCUGGGAGAUGAUCACCUUUACCAGCACCCGUCUUCUGCUGUGCUUUACCACACUGAGGUGGCCUAUGACCCCGAGGGCAUCCUGGGCACCAUCAACUCCAUCCUGAUGGCCUUUUUAGGAGUUCAGGCAGGAAAAAUAUUAUUGUAUUACAAGGCUCGGACCAAAGACAUCCUCAUUCGAUUUACUGCUUGGUGUUGUAUUCUUGGGCUCAUUUCUGUUGCUCUGACGAAAGUUUCUGAAAAUGAAGGCUUUAUUCCAGUAAACAAAAAUCUCUGGUCCCUUUCAUAUGUCACCACGCUCAGUUCCUUUGCCUUCUUCAUCCUGCUGGUUCUGUACCCGGUUGUUGAUGUGAAGGGGCUGUGGACAGGAGCCCCGUUCUUUUAUCCAGGAAUGAAUUCUAUUCUGGUGUAUGUUGGCCAUGAAGUGUUUGAGAACUACUUCCCCUUUCAGUGGAAGCUGGAGGACAACCAGUCCCACAGGGAGCACCUGACUCAGAACAUUGUUGCCACUGCCCUCUGGGUGCUCAUUGCCUACAUCCUCUAUAGAAAGAAGAUUUUUUGGAAAAUCUGAUGGCUCCCGCUGACACGUGCUACUGGAGGACUCUAGUGGGCCUGCAGGGAGGACUGAAGCAGGCUUUGUUAAAGGGAAGCAUUCAUUAGGAAAUUGACUGGCUGUGUGUUUACAGAAUAUGGGGGAAGACGCUGAUGUCCUCAACUGGUUAACUGUGACACAGCUCUCCAGGACUCUGCCUGUGUAUUUGUGACUUACAGAUUUGAAAUGUAAUUGUGUUUUCCUCCCUCUUCUGUGGAAAUGAAUGUAUUUGGACCUUCAUUCCAAGGAGAUUGGCUUUAACUCUCCAAAAGGGAAUUGCCGUGGGUGUUUUUCUUCCGUGUUGGAUGAAACAAUCCGAGAUCUGCUUCUUGCUGACCUUAUUUCCCUGCAAACUUCCUUUCCACACACAUGCACAUACCAACGCGAAAUGCCAUCACUCCUACUACGGCUGCUAUGAAGCUUACUGGAUGUGAUGUGUCAUAACUUAGUCUAUUUUUUUGAUUCAAUGCAGUUUAAUGUUUCCAGAAAGCCAAAGUAAUUUUCUUUUCAGAUAUGCAAGGCUUUGGUGGGUCCAAAAAAUGUCUAUCACAAGCCAUUUUUUCUUAUCCUCUCUCGGAAAGUUAAAAUAUAGAUGUGUGAUUCCCAACCCCUCUUGCCUAUCUGUCUGUCUGUCUGUCCAUCCAUCUGCCUUCUUUCCUCCCUGUCUCCCUGUCCAUCUGGAUGGCAUCCACGGGCCAUGGGAGUGGCUGUGGGGAGGGCAGGCACUGCCCAUGCUGUGGGUCCAGCUGAGCCGUCCCUGCUGUGUGAGGUGCUGGGCGAGACCCUUGGCCAGCCCGGGCCUUGGCAUCCUCAUCUGUGAAGUCAGAGGGUGGGGAUGACUCUCAGUUUCCUUCCAGCUCUUAGACAUGAUGAGGUGACAGACAUUGAUAGCUUUUCUGAAAUCUUCAGAAAAAAAGUUUUAUUACCGAAAACUCUUCAAAAUAAAUGAUAAUGAAAACUUUCAAAAACUCUCAUUGGAGUAAGUCUUUUCAAGAUGACCCUCCACAAUGGAGGUGGCGUUCCUGCUUGUCAUCAUAUAGCCAAAGACGUUGUUUCUUAGGCGUGAAACCGGGGACACAGAGACACACAGCACUGUUGGUGGGAGGCGUCGUCACCCUCCUGAGUGUUCUGUAGGGAUGUCCUCGGUGAGGAACAUGUGGUCACAGGGUUGUGCUUUACCCACCCUUCCCUGGUGAGAUGGGCCUUAGCCUGUGCCGCUGCUUUCAACCUUGUCUCUGCACAACAGCCUUCUGUCUGUUUCUGGCUCUGCCCUAGGCCCUGAACUCUCAUCCAGCUUGUACCUGUCUGCUUGUACCUGGCCCCUCCACCUGGAGGCCAGCCCUCGUCUCAGCCUCAGCCUUACCCUCCUCUCCUCAAACACGAAGUGUUUCCUCUUAGGUUUCCCUGGCUUUGUGAAUGGAUCACGUGUCUCUAGGUAUAAACCUGUUGUCAUCUUUCUGCCCGCCUCACCUCCGACAGAUCUCCCCAGUACUGUCUCCAUCUUCCACCUGCAGCUACUCCGUUCUCAUUGUCACUGCCACAUCACUCAAGUCCAGACCCUUGUCAUCAUUUUCAAACCAGCCUCCUUCCCUUGUCCCCGCCUUCUUAAAGCCACCUGUCCAUUGCCACCAGAUUAAGCUUUCUCCAGCCAGAUCACCUCUCUUUGAGAAAUCUCCAUUGAAAUGGAAACACCUUCGCCUGGCACACAUACUCACCUCUUUAUCCCCACGUAUCUUUCCCCCUCCCCCUCCCCCUCCCCCUCCCCCUCCCCUCCCCUCCUUCCCCUUCUAAAUUCAGCCCAGUGGGGCUUCUCCUGCCUCCAUCACAUCACAGAAGUACCUCCUGCUUCUGGUUUCAAUUAGAGCCUUCCUGGAUUGCCUUUUCCUCUGAACUUUUUCCUAUCUACAAUUUGAUCUAUUGUUUUUAAACCCCUUACUUCUGAGGUACCUUCUCUAAUCUCUUAUUCUCAUCCCCAAAUAGUGUUUUCUUCCUCUGGGUUCUUGUAAUGUUAACAAUCUCACAGCAUUUAGUGCUUUUUGGCUGGUGUGACUUUUACUUGUGUGCAUGUGCAAUUUCUAAUUUCCCACGCUAGACUGUGAGCUUCCUAAGGCAAGAAUCAUGCCGUGUUUGUUUGUGUAUUCCUCAUGGCGCCAAACAGUGCCUUGUACAUUGAAGGCGCUAAAUAAACAUUUUUAAAGCAAAGUGAUGUGGAUUUUUAAAAUAAAUAUUUAAGUGCUGUAAGAUGA